Messenger RNA from Ichthyophthirius multifiliis, 804 nucleotides. RefSeq lists its product as hypothetical. Gene Ontology annotation, molecular function: structural constituent of cytoskeleton. The transcript is spliced from 3 exons. NCBI's taxonomy places the organism in Eukaryota, Ciliophora, Oligohymenophorea, Hymenostomatida. The record is from RefSeq and is a predicted model, not a curated record.
AUGUAAACUACAAGUGUUUUAACAAAAAAGAACUUUUAACCUUUAAAAAGUGAUAAUGAAAAAUUGACUUUAUUUGGAAAAUAAGUAGAUCAAAUGCGAGAUGAUUUUUUAGAAAUGAAGAAUUCCCGUGAAGAAGCAAGAAAAUAAUUAGAAGCUAGAUUUUUAGAAGUUCAUAGGAAAAUUUAAAAUACAAAAGAAUUUAUAGCUGCAGAAGGAAAAAGAAUAAAUGAGACAUUAUUAGUUUUUUAACAUAAAUUUGAAACUGAGUUAACAAGCAUAAGGAAUUAUUUUCAAAAAUAACAUGAUGAAUAUACAGUAAUUGUAUCAAAUAAAUUUGAAAUCAUAGAAAAUGAAAGUCUAAGAAUUGACAAAAAAAUAGAUAAUGAAAGAGAAGAACGUUUGAGAUAAUCAGAUGAAAAUUUAAAAGAAAUAAAAAAAUAGUUGGAAACACUCUUUUCGUUAUUUGAUACCGAAAAAAGAGAAAGAAUCGAAAAAGAAAAAGAAAUUCUUAAAAAGUUAGAGGAUGAAUCUAAUUUAUUAAGAGAUAUGCUUGAAAAAGAAUAAUAGGAAAGAGUUUUAAAAUUAAAAGAAUUAAAAGAACAUGCAGAUUAUGAAUUCGAAUCACAAUAAAAAUUUAAUGAAGAAUUUCAUUAAAAAACUGUUGGCGAAUUUAAUAUUGUUGUUAAUAAUAUUGAAAUGGAAAUUGACAAUAGAUUCGAUCACUAAAAUUAAAUUAUUGAUAACCUUUUUAAACUUGUAAAAACUAUGUAAGAUACAUUAAGAGUUAUUGGAAAGGAUGUUUGA